CACAGCAUUGUAAAUGACAACAAAACAAAUCAUAAAAUAAUUAUUAUAGUAUAAUAUCUGGAUUUUAAGUUUUUUGCCAAAACUGAUUUUGUUGAGGGAUUAAAAACGUGGUGCCAUGGUUAUCUAAUCAUAGACUGAAGGUGAAAUUUAAGGGAACUUAAACUAAAAAAUAUAAUUGGUUACUACUUAUGUUAAAGACCAGUGAUUUAGUUGUUGCACCGUUUUUGAUCGAGAAACACUGUCUAACAAGAUGGUAGCUACAGCAGACCUUCUAAAGACGAUCGAACAUGUAAGCGAGGCCUCUAAGACGAGGUUACGUCCAAUGAAAAAGUAUGCUACCGAGGGUAAAAAUAUUCCCUUAAAGAAAAACUGGUCGGAGACCUGGUGUACUUUGUCCGCUCAUUUUGAGACGGUGUGUGAUCAAUAUCUUAAUUUGGAAUUGCGUAAAGAUGAUGUUUUUGUGGUUACUUUUAUGAAAUGUGGCACAACUUGGAUGCAAGAGUGCGCCUGGUUGUUGCUAAACGACUUGGACUAUGAGAAGUCUAAAGAGGAGGUUGUCAUGAUCAGGAGUCCUUUCUUAGAUUUUCACAGCAUUACACCUGGUCUACGAAAUCACGUUGAGUUGAUUGAGAAACUACCCAGUCCCCGUUUAAUCAAAUCCCAUUUACCGGCCAAUUUAUUGCCUUUACAAAUUUGGGAAAAGAAACAAAAGAUCAUUUAUGUUGCCCGCAAUGUUAAGGAUGUAAUUGUCUCCUGCUAUCACUUUGUCAAAAACUUACAGAUGUGGCAAGGUGACAAUUUCCAUGAGUUUGUCGAAGAUUUUCUUAAUAAUGACAUUAUUUAUACACACUUCUGGUCGCAUAUAGUGGACUUUUGGAAAAUGCGUAAUGAGUCCUUCAUAUUCUUUGUCACCUAUGAAGAAAUGAAACGUGAUUUGCCAAAGGUUUUGCAAAGACUGUGUGUGUUCCUAGAAAGACCUCAAUUAUCGGAGAAGGAAAUGGAAGGACUUUUGGAGCAUUUAUCAUUUGAUAGUAUGAGAAAUAAUAAGAAAACCAAUUUGACUUAUUUACUUAAAGACGGCAAUCCUGCCGUGAAGGAGGAGUUCCAAUUCAUGCGUCGCGGCAUUGUGGGUUCGUUUAAGGAUGAAUUAACUCCCGAGCUGAUCGCUAGAAUCGACAAAUGGUCUGCAGACUUUUUAGCUCAACAUGGUUUAAAAGAAGAGGAUAUUUUUGGAAAACUUUAAGUUGCAACAGUAGUAGGUAUUUAGAAAUUUAUCGAUGUAUUUAUGUAAGAUUUUUAGGA
Molecule: messenger RNA, 1302 nt
Organism: Lucilia cuprina (Australian sheep blowfly)
Lineage: Eukaryota; Metazoa; Arthropoda; Insecta; Diptera; Calliphoridae
Product: sulfotransferase 1 family member D1-like
Exons: 5
Coding region: 251-1243 (330 amino acids)
Biological process (GO): sulfation
Cellular component (GO): cytoplasm
Molecular function (GO): sulfotransferase activity
Source: RefSeq, a predicted model, not a curated record